GUUAACGCAAGAGAAUAUUUUAGGUUUUUUCUCAUAUGUAAGUUCAUGUACAGGAGACAUUGUUUCACCUGAUAUAUUCAAAGAAUGUCAAACUUUGAACAAUUUCAUUCAGACUUUUACCAGUCCAGCUAUACCAUUGAUAAUCAAGAACCAGGGUACAAUCAUUCUGAGGCCAAUGAAAAUCUUUAUGGAAACAGAAAGUACCAAAUAGAUGAGUUGCCUCAACCUGCUGCAUUUGUUUCUCCAGAAAUAAUUCCAUCUUCUCAAAAUUACACAGGCCAGAUUUUGCAGCCAACCUACAAUCCAGAGUUUUUAUCGCAUUCUAAUUCUUCUGGCAGUUUUGAUGAAGAACCGCCUUUGUUAGAAGAACUUGGGAUCAAUUUUGAUCAUAUAUGGCAAAAAACAUUAACUGUCCUAAACCCAAUGAAACCAGCAGAUGGCAGCAUUAUGAAUGAGACAGACAUGACUGGGCCUACAGUUUUCUGUUUGACUCUUGGUGCUACACUGCUACUGGCAGGAAAAGAUCACUUUCGCUAUGUGUAUGGUAUGAGUGCUAUCGGAUGCCUAGGAAUACAUGCUUUAUUGAACCUGAUGAGCAUAGCAGGAGUCUCAUAUGGCUGUGUUGCAAGUGUAUUGGGCUACUGCCUGCUACCCAUGGUGAUUCUGUCCAGCUGUGCAAUCUUCUUCUCACUACAGGGGAUACUAGGAACAUUGCUAGCUCUGAUUAUUAUUGGAUGGUGCAGUCUUUCAGCUUCCAAAAUUUUUACAUCUGCAUUGGCCAUGGAAAGACAGCAGCUUCUGGUUGCUUAUCCUUGUGCUUUAUUUUACGGACUUUUUGCACUUUUAACUGUUUUCUGAAAUGUACUUUGUGGUAACCUUAUUAUAUUUUUGUCAUGUUUAUUUAUUUAUUUAUAGUCCUAGAAUUGCAUUAAGCUCCAUUAACAAAAUUAGAUUAUGUGCUUUACCUUUUAUUUGCUUAAUGGAUGAUAAUGAAAUAAAAACAGGAAGAUAACUUUACUAAUAAUAGUGUGGUGAAAAGGCUUAUCUUUUACAAUUGUUUUUGCUCAAAUGAGAGUAAAAAUAAGGCAUGUUAGAAAGAAAAAUAUUAAAUAAAAUAUAACUAAAAAGGCUCUUAUGUUCUUGUAGCAUUUCACACAGAAUUACAUAUAUAACAUAAGGAGUGAGUGAAAAGCAAUAAGAACUUGAGUAUUUCAUAGGUGAAAAUGUUAUCAUAUUUAAAAAUGUGUUUGGUUUAUUACUCUUCCUGAACCUUUUUUUUAACUUGUUAAAAAGACGUUGAAUGUUUUCCUGAUGGUGAAGACUCAUGAAAGACGUACAGCAAAAGAAAGUUACUACAGUGAGCAAACUACAUAUAUCCUCUGCUUCUUAAGAGAUGCAGCUCUGCAAAACCCCAUUGUAUUGUACAUAAUGUACUGUAAUGCUAGAUUAUAAAAUUGCCACUAAACCACUGCCUGCUGUCACUGCAGAAAAAGCACUGCACAAAGCAAAGGUAACUCCUAAAUAUGUCUCCCGAAAGGCAGAACUGCAUUUGAGCAAAAUACAAAUCUCACCCAUUUUGUAUGGAGAAAAAAUCUUCUUCAUUUCUUUUAGUCUUACAGGAACCUAACUUUUUCAUAAUAAUGAUGAAACACAGAGUGCACUAGUUGUUUCAAAAUAUAGUAUUGGAAGUAUCAAGCUAUCAGAAGGGGAUAAAGAUAUGUGGGUAGGCUUAACUUUUUAAAGAGGCAAGUAUGUAGUGGUAGAAAGAUUGAAUAUAGUUGUAGAAAGGCCAAGGGGAAAAAAACACACAAGCACCUUCUGUAAAGGUAAAUUUGAAUAAAUUAAU
Messenger RNA from Alligator sinensis (Chinese alligator), 1846 nucleotides. It is a transcript of the gene YIPF7, whose product is annotated as Yip1 domain family member 7. The coding region runs from base 85 to 858 and encodes 257 amino acids. The transcript has 6 exons. The record is from RefSeq and is a predicted model, not a curated record. Gene Ontology annotation, cellular component: membrane; trans-Golgi network. NCBI's taxonomy places the organism in Eukaryota, Metazoa, Chordata, Crocodylia, Alligatoridae. Gene Ontology annotation, biological process: vesicle fusion with Golgi apparatus; endoplasmic reticulum to Golgi vesicle-mediated transport.